This is a messenger RNA of Suillus bovinus, 1219 nucleotides long. RefSeq lists its product as uncharacterized. The transcript is spliced from 5 exons. Lineage: Eukaryota; Fungi; Basidiomycota; Agaricomycetes; Boletales; Suillaceae. The record is from RefSeq and is a predicted model, not a curated record. The coding region runs from base 103 to 963 and encodes 286 amino acids.
GCUUUAAAAUCAUUCCUGUCUAUGCACGACACCUUUGAUGCAGCUAGACCUAAACCCUUUUCCGUCACUGGUCCCUCUGAAUAGCUUAUAUACCGUCGAGUCAUGCAACGCUUUUAUCAGAUGAUUACCACGAUGGGAAUGUGUACUGAAUAUAACGCUGAAGGCCACCGAGCAAUAUACGACCAUGUUUCGUCGAUUAUCGAAAAUGAAAAUGAACCCACAUCUGCAGAUGCACAGGCACCGCCUGCGCUUGUCUUCUACGCGACGCGGAACAUCCUGCGCCCCCACUUUAUUCUGGGGCAGAUCCCAGAUUUACUUGACUGCCUAGCCAUGGUUGACACUUUCCGAAAAUAUGCAGUUGAGGCGUCUGCUGUUGCGUUGUCGUGGCAGGAAUACUAUGCGAAGGAACCUAAUUCUGAUCCAGACAUGACACUACUCACGGAAAGAGAGCUAAAGAAACUCCAAGAUCAUGUUACGAACGACGAAGAUGACAGGCUGCAUUAUAUAUUGGUCACUAAGAAUCUGUGUCUAUUGCAUGUUUACUAUCUUAUGACGGCACCGGAGUCGUACAUGCUCGCAGAACAUCUGAAUGACUAUUUUCCAGGAUGCUUUCCAGGCCACGAUAUACCGUCUAAACUAUUGUUUCAACACAGCCUUUCUGACAGUGAGAAACAGAUUAUGGAGAUGGCAUAUCAAGAAUGCAAGGAGUGGAUACUGGACGUCACCCAAUGGGAAGAGGAACGCGAACAAGAACAAAAACAGUCGCUUAUGAUCUUGACUGCAGAACAGGCCGACGCCGCAUUCGAGCAGGCUUUUCCAGAGAAAUUUCCUCCACCAUUUUCUCAGGAAGAACUAGUUUCAGAUUUGAAUGACUACUUGAACACCGUGGAGAGAAUGAUUCGCAGGUUGGAGGAUUAUUUUCCUUCAAACAAGGUUCUGGAGAGAUUAAAGCCGUCGGUCUGAAUAGCAUCAUGUUCCAUUUUUCCUGGUCUCAUGAAACAGACAGGUGACGUGCUGCUCCUGGCGCACCCCAUAUUGAUGUUGCCGAGCGAGGCGACACGCAGCUAUGGUAGAUAGCACAAUACUAGUGCCAGGCUACUGGUAGUAAGAAGUAUCUAAGUAAAUGGCGACAUUGAAGUUCACUUUGAACAAAAGUGUCGUUAUGUACAUAAUAAGCAAACAUAACUCACAAGCGACAACAACGCUUACGACAUUCAGU